AUGAUCAAAUUAAAUUGUGAUGGUGCCUUUUCUAGUAACAUUAAUGCAACUGGGUUUGGUGGUACAUUCCGAAAUAGCAAUGGAGACUGGAUUGUGGGAUUCCACAAGGCAAGUCAAGCAAUUUCACCUACACAUGCAGAGUUGAUGGCAUUACUAGAAGGUUUAAAAAUUGCGAAAGAAAUGAACUUCCAAAAUAUGGAACUUGAAACAGAUUGUACGGAAGUCAUCAAGCUUAUAUAUGAGGAUAACUAUUACUUCUCUAACAUUGUUUCUGAAUGCAGAUGGUUAAUGCACCAACUGAAGCUUCCCCAACUGAAGCAUAAUUUCAGGGAAGGAAACAAAGUGGCACAUAGGCUGGCCAAAGAAGCUAUCAAGAGCUCAUCCUCUACUGUUUUUACCUUGCUUGUCCACCCUUUUUUGUUGAACAUGAAGUGA
Nicotiana tabacum (common tobacco) is the source of this 435-nucleotide messenger RNA. Lineage: Eukaryota; Viridiplantae; Streptophyta; Magnoliopsida; Solanales; Solanaceae. The record is from RefSeq and is a predicted model, not a curated record.